Molecule: messenger RNA, 2999 nt
Organism: Sodiomyces alkalinus F11
Lineage: Eukaryota; Fungi; Ascomycota; Sordariomycetes; Glomerellales; Plectosphaerellaceae
Product: acyltransferase
Exons: 2
Coding region: 439-2745 (768 amino acids)
Biological process (GO): phospholipid biosynthetic process
Cellular component (GO): endoplasmic reticulum membrane
Molecular function (GO): glycerol-3-phosphate O-acyltransferase activity; glycerone-phosphate O-acyltransferase activity
Source: RefSeq, a predicted model, not a curated record
CACACUCUUUCCUCCCUCCCACUCUCGUCGCUUUUGUCUUCUAUUUAAUACCCCGAUUCUCCUUCAAGUAUUUACAUUGUAUUACUGCCGCUCCCGUUUCUCGUUACUCAAAAGCUCCCAAACAGGGUAUUCUAUCCUAUUUUCAACCAAGUAAUCAAUUCAGGCCCCCCGUUUUAAUCGACAGCUCGAGACAUCCGCCUAGCGACGCGAAAGGCCUUCUUGUACGCCAUUCGCUUCGUACCACCCGCUUUCGAACAUGAAAAUCUAGCCUCCUCACGAUUUACUUCACGAGCGCGCGAAUCAAAGACUCGACGAGUCCAUCCUCUUUUCAAGACGGCAACAGUCCGAGUCCAUCCUUUGUCCCUCCUCCUUCCUCGUUGGGCGAUUCUCGCUUCUACUGUCCGUUCUGAGACCACUUCCCCCGCUACUCCCUUCACCAUGCCGGACCAGACUGGCACCGCGGCCACCGUGCCGCCUCAGAGCCAGCAAUCCAGGACCAAACCCAAGGAGCUGUACCCUAUGGUAGGGUGGAAAUAUGACCUAUUCCUGUGGGUCAUGGGUGUCUUAGUCGACCUCUUCUUUCGAGAAGUCCAUCCUCGCGGUACCUGGAAAGUGCCUCGCACAGGACCUGUUCUUUUCGUCGCUGCUCCCCACGCCAAUCAGUUCGUCGACGCCUUGGUCCUCCAGCGGACGCUGCGCAACGACGCCGGUCGCAGAGUCAGCCUUUUGAUCGCUCAGAAAUCUGUCCACGGUUUUAUUGGUUGGGGAUCUCGCCAAGUUGGCUCCGUGCCUGUGGGACGGCCGCAGGAUUCUGCCAAGCCCGGCUCUGGCUUCGUCUACCUUCCAGACCCUAUCAACGACCCGACCCUGAUUCGCGGCGUGGGUACCAAAUUCGGCGAAGGCGAAGGCGAAGUCGGCGGUAUGAUCUUCCUUCCGUCGACCAAGAAAGAGACAGGCGCCAGCGUCGACAUAGCCGAGGUUAUUAGUCCCGAAGAGAUUCGGACCAAGCGACCAUUCAAGGGCAAGGUGGCACUGCAACAAUUGACGGGACGCGACGAUAUUGACGAGGACGGGAAAUAUAUCAACAAACAGGUUCACGGUUGCAAGGAAGGGUUCCAGGGGACAAAGUACAAACUGGCGCCCAAGGUUGAUCAAACCAAAGUGUACGAAGCCGUCUUCGACCGAUUACGCAACGGAGGAUGUGUCGGCAUCUUCCCCGAGGGCGGUAGCCACGACCGUACUGAACUACUGUCCCUCAAGGCCGGCGUGGCCAUCAUGGCUCUCGGUGCUCUGGCUGAGGAUCCUGAUAUCGGCCUGAAAAUUGUCCCUGUCGGCAUGAACUACUUCCACGCCCAUAAGUUCCGCUCGAGGGCCGUUGUCGAGUUUGGCGCGCCGCUGGACAUCCCUCCUCGGUUAGUGGAAAUGUACAAAAACAACCAGCGACGAGAGGCCAUCGGUGAACUCCUCGACACGACUCACCAGAUGCUGAGCGCCGUCACCGUUUCCACUCCGAAUUACGACACCCUCAUGCUCAUCCAGGCCGCACGACGCCUCUAUAAUCCAACGGGCAGGAAGCUUCCUCUUCCCGUUGUGGUCGAGCUGAACCGUAGGCUUGCGCUGGCUUAUGAGCGAUACAAGGAUGACGAGCGAAUUGUUCGUCUUACCAAGGCCGUCAAGGAAUACAACAAACAACUACGCUAUCUCAACCUCCGCGACCACCAGGUCCAAUACGCGAGAAUGUCUAUUCCCAAGGUCAUAUUUACUUUGAUAUACCGCGUCGCCAAGCUUCUUACCCUCUUGGUCGGCGUCUUGCCCGGCUUGGUUCUUUUUGCACCUGUCUUCAUAGCUGGCAAGGUGAUCAGUAUCCGGAAGGCCAAGCAAGCGUUGGCUGCCUCGUCGGUGAAAAUCCAAGGGCGAGACGUCAUGGCUACAUGGAAGCUUAUGGUCUCCAUUUUCCUGGCACCCACCCUCUAUCACUUUUACUCGGCUAUCGUGACCUGGAAAGUCUACCAAGAUCGGUUAUGGGGUCAUGUGCCGGAGUGGGUACCCUGGUGGUCGACUUAUCUCGUGAUGUGGCCAUUGAUGGUGGGCAUUACCUUCGCCGCCCUGCGUUUCGGCGAGGUCGGGAUGGAUAUCUUCAAGUCUCUACGACCCCUGGUUCUUUGUCUAAACCCUUCCUCGAUGUACGGCAUUCACCAGCUGCGAGAGACGCGUGCCAGGCUCAGUGCACAAGUCACCGAUCUCAUCAAUACCCUGGGGCCAGAGAUGUACCCCGAUUUUGAGAAGAUGCGCUUGCUUCCCGACGGUGCGCGGACUGAGGACGGCGCUGCUGCCCCGCCACCCACGACAGGCCGCCGGCGGGAGAGCGAUGGCUCCAGCGGGCACGAACCGCCAACACCACCACGCACCAGAAGAAAUACAACGCAAUCCAGUCGUGGCCUGCCACGCAACGAAUCGUUCAGCAACAUUGGCGGUGUCGGCAUCUUCUCGACCCGUCCACCAUCCCGAUCUAGGAGCAGGAGCCGGAGCAGUAGCAGCGGGGGCGCCAUUGGUUCCGGAGGGUUUCCCGUCAGUGGCUUUACCACGCUCGAUUCUGCGGGUGGCUUCGAGAUGGCGAGCAAGAAGAUUAGGGAGGCGAUGAAAUUGCGACGAAGAAGAAGCGGUGACGCUAAGCUGGAGAUCAGUGACGACAGCAGCGAGGAGGAAGAUGCCGAGUACACCGAAGCCAGGAAGAAGUAUACGUGAAGGCAGCCAGAUCUGAGAGACAGGGACACGUGGUAGGCUAGAAAUGGCGUGGGUGGCUUUGCUGCAGCCGUAUUGGCGUAGCCGCAGACCGUUUGCCUCUUACUCUGUACUUUUUAAGUACUUCGAACGUCGUUCACGAAGGAGAUACUCGUAGCUAGAUACCAUAAUGGAGAGACUCUGACGCUGAUGACGCGACGCAGGGUAUCGAUUAGUCGCAUGGUGGGACACAUUCGUUUUAUUCCGAUAUCGCCGAG